GAUAUUAUCGUUAUGAAAACAUAAACAAAUUUAUUUUAGAAAAAUGUACUCGUAAGCUCGACAAAUACUUUAUUCGAUUUUUGUGUCUUAAAGAAUUGACACAGAUUUAUUUUUUUAUGGAAAAGUGUCUAUGAAUAAGCUACUGAUGAUUAUUACUUAUCGAAUUUGUUCUGGCAACAAUUGAAAAAUUCCAGUCAUGGCUGUGUCACUUGAUGAGGAAAAGUGGAUACAAGAAGAAAUAGAAAAGCAUAAAAUUCAGAUAAAAGCAGCAUCUGUGGAGGUUGGUGAUUUAUCAGAGAAAAAUCUGAAUGACAAGGUGUCUGAGAAACUUGAUGAUUUGUUUGAACAGACCAUGUUCAGGGAAAGGAUAAAUCUAUUCAAUAAGAGGUUAGAGAGGAGUGAGGUGAUGGUUGCUGAGUUGUUCCAGCACCCAGAGAUUGGAGAGGGAGACGCCCCUCACAAAACACCUGAGCAUGAGUAUUUGGAGAACCUUAUGGAGCGCCAGUGCUGUUUGGUGUCAGAUAUCAUGAGAACACUCAAGGAAUGUAGAAAAUACCAGGAAGAAUUAGAUGCGGUGAAAAAAGAAAACAGAGACAUACAGGUAGAAAACAGACAACUACUAAAAGAACUGAAAGAGAAACAAGAGAGUAGGAGAAAGACACAAGACCAGGAAACCCAGGGUUUGUGUGAGGAGUUGGACCAGCAGCUACAAAUGAUCUCCAUCACUAGAUGUAUACUACAGGGCCUGAUUGUAGGAAGUGGGGUUCACUGGGCUGAGAACCAGCAACUACAGGAACUGGUCCUCAAACUGGGGGAAGUCCUCCAGAUAUAAACUGUUGUAAGUCAAUGGGAUCCAGCAAUAGCAGCUUUCCUCUGCACUUAUGGAAGUUAUAUUUAUUUGUUUAUUACAUGUAUUUCUUCAGAUUGUAACAGGGUUUCAGUGGUAGAUACAGAUUUUUUUUUUAAUAAUUGAAUAUUGGAUUAUUUUUUGCCCAAGACAAAGGGCAGAAGACUACAAACUGCUUAAAUAUUUCAUUUGUAGAAAAGUAAAUACAUGCUAUACA
Molecule: messenger RNA, 1064 nt
Organism: Saccostrea cuccullata (small rock oyster)
Lineage: Eukaryota; Metazoa; Mollusca; Bivalvia; Ostreida; Ostreidae
Exons: 8
Coding region: 197-832 (211 amino acids)
Biological process (GO): kinetochore assembly; mitotic spindle organization; chromosome segregation
Cellular component (GO): nucleus; kinetochore
Molecular function (GO): kinetochore binding
Source: RefSeq, a predicted model, not a curated record